UUGUUUUGUCCUUAAACCACAACCCACGCUUCAAAAGCUUAAAUUUCCUUAAACCACAAUCCACGCUUCAAAAGCUUAAAUUCAAACACCGUCACUUUAAUAUCCUUUUGCUUCCCUCCAAAAUAUCUAUAAUUACCCAAUUUAGGACAGAGACACCGACACCGACACUAAGUUCUGUUUUACAAACCUCGAUUACGACGUUACGUUUGUUGCGGAAGAAGCAACGAAAAUGGACGUGGAGAAACGUUUCCGUCAAAGUUUAAGAACUGAUAGUUUACAACAAGAAGCGGAUAAUGCCUAUAUGGAUGAAGGAGAACAACUACAAUACAUGGAUCAAGAUGAGACAAGACAAGAGAACAUCACAUAUAUCUCCCUUUUCAAGAGCAUAGACAGAGGAGACUUUGACGCCAUGAAAGAGUUUCUCAACAAAAACCACGAGGCUUUAACUUCCAAGACAAUGUCAAACGGCGACACGCCUCUUCAUAAAGCCGUGUUGUCGGGUCACAUCAAGAUCGUGGAAGAGAUUGUUCGACAAAUUCACGAUCCAAACUUCUUAGAGACGAAGAACGAUAGCGAGAUGACUCCUCUCACUUAUGCUGCGACCGGAGGUAUUGUGAGAAUUGCAGAGUGUUUGGUGACUAAGUGUUCUGAUUUGGUCAGCAUUGGGAACAAGAAAGGGCAUAUUCCUGUCGUUGUAGCUUCCUUGUACGGACACAGAGAUUUAGUUCGGUAUCUAUACUCUGUUACUCCUCUGCGUGAUCUCGAUCCAUCUGAUGAAUCAGAUGAAAACAAGGGCAAGAAUGGUGCCAUGCUCGUUACCAACUGCAUAGUCGAUGGAUUGUACGAUAUAGCGUUGGAUCUGAUACAACGGUACCCGAAACUUGUAUAUAUUAGAGAUUUUGAUAACGAUACAGCGAUCCUUGCUCUCGCUCAAACGCCUUCUGCUUUUCCGAGCAGUACUAAUCUUAGAGCUUGGCAAUGGUGGAUAUAUUCCUGUAUUCACAUACAUAAGCCUCAUGAAGUUCCAAAUUACCAUAAACGUACUAGAACCAGAGGAGAUCAUACGUUCCGAGACAAGGUGUUGAACUCCCUCAAGUUUCUCUUUCCACAUAUAAACCAAAUAUACAAACUGAAGCUGGGACAUAUCCAAGCAAAAGACAUAUUAGAGAAAAUCUGUCGAGAAAUAGCAAUCCUAGACUCGAGGCAACACGAGAACGCGUGUCUGAACCAGGCAUUGUUCAAAGCCGUGGAGAACGGGAUCGUUGAAUAUGUCGAAGAGCUAAUGAAGCAUUGGCCGGAUAUCGUAUGGUUCAGAGACAAGUUCAAACUCAACGUAUUCCUAUGUGCAGUUCGGCAGAGACAAGAGAAGAUAUUUAGUCUGAUUUACAAGAUGGGAGGGAAGAAGAACAUCUUAGCCACCGCUUGGGACAGGAACAAUAAUAAUAUGUUGCAUCAAGCUGCGUUCAAAGCUCCAUCUUCUAGGCUUAAUCCUAUUCCAGGUGCAGCUCUUCAGAUGCAGAGGGAGUUGCAAUGGUUCAAGGAAGUGGAAAGUCUAGUGCAACCGAAGCACAGGAAGAUGCUGAACUCAAUACAAAAGAAGACACCACGAGCUCUAUUCACAGACCAGCACAAGGAGCUGGUGGAACAAGGAGAGAAAUGGAUGAAAGAGACAGCAUCUUCAUGCUCCGUAGUUGCUGCCCUAAUCGCUACGAUGAUGUUCUCCGCCGCGUUCACAGUCCCCGGCGGCUACUCCGAGGGCGGAACUCCGAUCUACAUCCGCCGGAAAUCCUUCAUGGUCUAUAUCGUCUCUGACGCAAUCUCUCUCUUCACUUCCUGUGUCUCUCUCCUCAUGUUCCUCGGAAUCCUCAAAUCUCGUUACCGGGAAGAGGAUUUCCUCAGAUCGCUUCCGACAAAACUGAUCGUGGGUCUGGCUUCGUUGUUCCUGUCUAUGGCGUCGAUGAUGGUGACGUUCGUCGUGACUCUUACGAUGACGAUUCUCGUCGGCGACAAUGUCUUGUCGUGGGUUUCUGCUCCAUUCAUAUUCUUGGCCGUUAUUUCUGUCGGAAUUUUCGUCGUUCUUCAGUUCCCGGUGCUUGUCGAGAUCUUCUGUUCCACGUACGGACGCGGUGUUUUUGAUAAGCCUCGCUCUUAAUUAAUUUUAUUAAAUAAUCUGUGUUUUAUGUUAAUUAAUUUGUUUUUGUUUGUGGCUGAACCCGUGGCCUUGUUAAGUUUGGGCUUAGCCCACUAUAUACCGAGUUUUCAGGCCCCUUUAAUUUCAA
Messenger RNA from Tarenaya hassleriana, 2279 nucleotides. Its product is annotated as ankyrin repeat-containing protein ITN1. The transcript is spliced from 7 exons. Bases 230 to 2152 code for a protein of 640 amino acids. The record is from RefSeq and is a predicted model, not a curated record. Lineage: Eukaryota; Viridiplantae; Streptophyta; Magnoliopsida; Brassicales; Cleomaceae. Gene Ontology annotation, molecular function: protein binding.